Camellia sinensis is the source of this 2018-nucleotide messenger RNA. Its product is annotated as tricyclene synthase EBOS, chloroplastic. The record is from RefSeq and is a predicted model, not a curated record. Lineage: Eukaryota; Viridiplantae; Streptophyta; Magnoliopsida; Ericales; Theaceae. Gene Ontology annotation, molecular function: terpene synthase activity; magnesium ion binding. Gene Ontology annotation, biological process: diterpenoid biosynthetic process.
UUAUGAGUUUGCAACAAAGUUAGUAACACUGAAAAUGGCACUUCAUAUUUCCUUUCUUCCCCAUCUUUUGUACUGCUCUUCAAAACAGAGCCUUCCACAAAGGGCUCUGCAUAGCAGCUUGUACGUUCAUUGCUCCUCAGUCAAGCAAGAUUCACAGCGUACAGCUCAGAGACGAUCGGCCAAUUACCAGCCAACUACUUGGACUUCUGAUUUUGUGAAAUCCUUGACCAAUUAUAAUUCGGAUGAAAUACAUAAGCAGAGGGCAAAGAAAUUAAAGGAGGAAGUAAGGGCUAUGAUUGGGGAUGAAGAUGUUAAUCCAUCAACAACACUUGAACUCAUAGAUGACAUCCAACGGUUGGGCUUGAGCUAUCACUUUGAGGAGGAUAUUAGAAGAGCACUUAAUGGAAUAAUGUUUGUCCAAGGAACUAAUGUUAGAUUAGAGAAGGGUGUUCAUGCCACUGCCCUCUACUUCAGGCUCUGUAGACAACAUGGUUUUGAGGUCUCUCACGAUGUUUUUCAGAAAUUCAAGGACCAUGAUGGCAACUUUAAACAGUGGCUAUGUGAGGAUGUGAAGGGAUUGCUCAGUUUGUAUGAAGCUUCUCAUCUUGCUUUUGAUGGAGAAAAUAUCUUGGAUGAGGCCAAAGUAUUUGCAACCAAACAUCUCAAGGGCAUAAAGGGAAAUAUCGACACAACCCUUACGCAACAAAUAAAACAUGCUUUGGAGCUUCCUUUCCACCAUAGGAUGCUGAGGCUAGAAGCUAGGUGGUACAUUCAAGCAUAUAGUGAAAGAAGAGAUGCAAAUCACUUGUUGCUUGAAUUAGCUAAGUUGGAUUUCAACAUGGUGCAAUCUAAACUCCAACGAGAGCUCCAACAAAUGUCAAGGUGGUGGGAGGAUAUAGGCUUGGCAAACAAGUUGAGUUUUGCUAGGGACAGACUCAUGGAAUGCUUCUUUUGGACUGUCGGUAUGGUUUUUGAACCUCAAUUCAGUUCCUGCCGAAAGGGGCUGACGAAAGUAACCACUUUGAUCACCACCAUUGAUGAUGUCUACGAUGUUUAUGGAUCGUUGGAUGAACUAGAACUGUUCACAGCUGCUGUUGAGAGAUGGGAUACAAAUGUUGUGGAAACACUUCCAGACUACAUGAAGUUAUGCUUCCUAGCUCUUUACAACACUGUCAAUGAAAUGGCUUAUGACGCUCUUAAACAGCAUGGGGUCAACAUCAUCCCAUAUUUAACUAGAGCGUGGGCAGAUUUAUGCAAAGCAUUCUUGGUGGAAGCAAAGUGGUGUUUCAACAAAGAAACUCCAACAUUCGAGGCAUACCUUGAGAAUGCAUGGCGUUCAGUAUCAGGGGUUGUAAUACUAGUUCAUGCCUAUUUUUUGAUGACUAAAACAAUUACAAAAGAGGCACUGGAUAGCUUACAGGCAUACCAUAGUCUCUUAGAAUGUUCAUCCAUUAUUUUCAGACUUACCAAUGAUUUGGGUACUUCCAAGGACGAGUUGGAGAGAGGUGAAUCGGCAAAUUCAAUCCUGUGUUACAUGAAGGAGAAUGGAGUUUCUGAACAAGUUGCUCGGAAGCAUAUAAGCAAUUUGAUUGAUGAAACAUGGAAGAAGAUGAACAAAGAUCAAGUAAUUGAUUCUCCAUUUGAGAAAUCAUUUGUCGAAACCACUGUUAACCUUGCUCGGAUUUCCCAAUGCACGUAUCAACACGGAGAUGGGCAUGGAUCUCCAGAUUCUCAAGCAAAGAAUCGAGUCUUAUCAGUGAUAAUCGAACCCAUUACUCUCAUGUAGAAACAAAGUUCAUAAAGAGCUGAGCCAAAGCCAAGAAAAAGGAGCUGAGUCAAAGUCAAUAAGAGAGCCCAAUCAUCUCAACGGAAUUAGUUAGGCAAUUACAACUAGAGUUAGAUUGGUUUGGUUAGUUGUAAUCAUAGUUAACUAGUAGGCAUCCUUUUAGUAAAUAAAGUACAAACUCUGUAAUUGUGAUUGAUUGAAUAAUAUCUUAUAUAGAAUUAGUUUUCCUCUA